Cygnus atratus (black swan) is the source of this 4604-nucleotide messenger RNA. It is a transcript of the gene SRRM1, whose product is annotated as serine and arginine repetitive matrix 1. The transcript has 17 exons. Gene Ontology annotation, cellular component: spliceosomal complex. Gene Ontology annotation, molecular function: RNA binding. The coding region runs from base 138 to 2816 and encodes 892 amino acids. Lineage: Eukaryota; Metazoa; Chordata; Aves; Anseriformes; Anatidae. Gene Ontology annotation, biological process: regulation of mRNA splicing, via spliceosome; mRNA processing. The record is from RefSeq and is a predicted model, not a curated record.
UUCCGAUUGUGCUGCGCGCAGGCGCGCCGCGCUCUCCUCCCCCCUCCUCAGCGCCAGGAGCGUGCGAGGGGCUCGCGGCGCGCGGUGCACGCCGGGACGGCAGCGCGCUGCGGCCAGGAGGAGGCGGAGGAGGCAAGAUGGACGCGGGCUUCUUCCGCGGAACAAGUGCAGAACAGGACAAUCGCUUCAGCAACAAACAGAAGAAACUGUUGAAGCAGUUGAAAUUUGCAGAAUGCUUAGAAAAGAAGGUGGACAUGAGCAAAGUAAAUCUGGAAGUAAUCAAACCAUGGAUAACAAAACGAGUAACAGAAAUCCUUGGAUUUGAAGAUGAUGUAGUAAUUGAAUUUAUAUUCAACCAGUUGGAAGUGAAGAAUCCAGAUUCCAAAAUGAUGCAAAUCAACCUGACUGGUUUUUUGAAUGGGAAAAAUGCUAGGGAGUUCAUGGGAGAACUGUGGCCACUGCUGUUAAGUGCACAGGAAAACAUUGCUGGUAUUCCAACUGCAUUUCUGGAAUUGAAGAAAGAAGAAAUUAAACAGCGACAGAUAGAGCAAGAGAAACUGGCUUCUAUGAAGAAACAAGAUGAAGACAAGGAGAAGAGGGACAAGGAAGACAAAGACAACAGAGAAAAGAGAGACAGAUCCAGGAGUCCAAGAAGACGCAAAUCACGGUCUCCUUCCCCUAGAAGGAGGUCAUCACCUGUCAGAAGAGAGCGGAAACGCAGCCAUUCUCGCUCCCCUCAUCACAGAACCAAGAGCCGUAGUGCUACUCCUGCACCAGAAAAGAAGGAGGCAACUCCUGAGCCAGAACCCUCUGUGAAACCAAAGGAGACUGUUGUUCAAGAGGCAACUUCAAACAGUGAUAUCCCAAAAGCUCCUAAAUCUGAACCUCCUGUGCCAGAGACUAAGGAAACUUCACCAGAACGUAAUUCAAAGAAGGAGAGAGAGAAGGAGAAGGAGAAGACUCGUCAAAGAUCCCCAACUCGGUCCAAGUCAAGGUCAAGGUCUCGAUCCCGUUCUCCAUCUCAUUCUCGGCCAAGAAGGCGUCAUAGAUCACGGUCAAGGUCUUACUCUCCUAGAAGGCGACCAAGCCCAAGACGACGACCAUCUCCGAGGAGGAGGAGUCCUCCAAGGCGAAUGCCUCCCCCACCCAGACACAGAAGAAGCAGAUCGCCUGUGAGGCGGAGAAGACGGUCAUCAGCAUCUUUAUCUGGUAGUAGCUCCUCUUCCUCCUCCUCACGUUCCCGAUCACCACCAAAGAAACCACCUAAAAGAACUGUAUCCAGUCCUCCUCGUAAAACGCGUAGGAUGUCUCCUUCUGCAAGCCCUCCUAGGCGGAGGCACAGACCAUCUCCACCAGCAAGUCCACCUCCAAAACCACGUAGAUCUCCAACACCUCAGCAGUCAAAUCGUUCAAGAAAAAGCCGUGGCUCUGUUUCACCUGGCAGAGCAUCAGCACCCAAACAUAAGAGUACUGAAAAAAGAGAAUCUCCUUCACCAGCACCAAAACCAAGGAAAGCUGAGCUGUCUGAAUCGGAAGAAGAUAAAGGUGGUAAAAUGGCUGCAGCAGAUUCUGUGCAACAGAGGCGUCAAUACAGAAGGCAAAAUCAACAGUCUUCAUCUGAUUCUGGCUCCUCAUCUUCGUCUGAAGAGGAAAGACCUAAAAGAUCCAAUGUGAAGAAUGGGGAAGUUGGUAGACGCCGACGCCAUUCACAUUCACGCAGUCCAUCACCAUCUCCACGAAAACGACAGAAGGAAUCCUCCCCUCGUAGGAGGAGGAGAAGUCCAUCACCCCCACCAGCCAGGCGACGGCGCUCUCCUUCGCCUGCCCCUCCUCCUAGGCGGCGACGGUCACCUUCAUUGCCUCGGCGAAGGUCUCCGUCACCACCCCCACGUAGACGCUCACCUUCUCCACGGAGAUACUCUCCACCAAUACAGAGACGAUACUCUCCUUCUCCACCUCCUAAGAGAAGAACAGCUUCUCCUCCUCCCCCUAAACGACGAGCAUCACCGUCUCCACAGUCAAAACGCAGAGUCUCCCAUUCACCACCGCCAAAACAAAGGAGCUCUCCAGCUGCUAAAAGGCGUUCACCUUCAAUAUCUUCCAAGCACAGGAAGGGUUCUCCUCCCAGUAGGUCUAAUCGCGAAGCACGUUCUCCACCACAAAACAAAAGGCAUUCACCUUCACCAAGGCCUAGAGCUUCUCAUACCUCUGCAAGCCCACCACCACUGCGAAGGGGAGCUUCAGCUUCACCGCAGAGAAGACAGUCUCCAUCUCCAAGCACUAGACCCAUCAGGAGGGUGUCAAGAACGCCAGAACCUAAGAAGACAAAGGCUUCCACACCAAGUCCACGAUCUGCAAGACGGGUGUCUUCAUCGCGGUCUGCAUCAGGAUCACCUGAACCAGCUCCAAAAAAACAUCAAGGACCUCCAUCUCCUGCUCGAUCUCGUUCCCCUUCUGCAAACUGGUCACCUGCAAAAAAGGCUAAAAGUCCAACUCAGAGCCCAUCACCUGCAAGGAAUUCAGAUCAAGAAGGGGGUGGAAAGAAGAAGAAGAAAAAGAAGGAUAAGAAGCAUAAAAAGGAUAAGAAGCACAAGAAACACAAAAAACAUAAGAAGGAAAAGGCGGCAGCAGCUACAGCAGCUGCUGCUGUGGCUGCAGCAGAUACCACCUCAGCACAGGAAGAACAGGAAGCAGAGACAGAACCCAAAAAGGAGACAGAAAGUGAACCAGAAGACAACCUCGAUGACCUAGAAAAACACCUGAGAGAGAAAGCACUGAGGUCAAUGAGGAAGGCGCAAGUGUCACCACCAUCUUAGGCUGAAUCCUUUGAUAUAAUGUACAUUUUAUUUGGUUUGUACUCAGAAUUCAAUUUCAAAUUGCUAAAUGUGUUUGAGCUUUAGAAUAUAACAUUUGUUGUAAUAAUUGCUAGGUUGAGGUUCACCAUGUACAAAGGGCAUGGAUUUACAUUACAAAAGGUGUCCACAGUGUACUAGUGACAUUCUUUCAUUGACAGUCAACAUAAUUUCAUUUAGAGUGAGACUUCUUAGAAGCAGUAGGAAUUUGUUUUGAAGGUUUUAAACAUGACCGUCAAUUCCAUAGUUUCUUUGAAAUUCAGCAAAGCCUUUAGAAUAAUUUGUGAGGGUCUCAUUUGACUUCUUUUGUAUCCACUUACAUUAUGCUACUAACCUUUGUGGUUUGUAAGCUUGCCCAGAAAUAAAACCACUGCAGAUUUACCAAGGAAGUACAUAUAUUUUAAUGCUUUCUACUGUUGCCUGUACAGUCUCCAUUAAAGUAAAUCAAGAAUAGCAAUUUAGAGUGGUACAUAAAUGAAAGCAUGUUGUUUACCAGGACACUGUGGGUUUAUAUUGAUGUAACAUGUUGAUUUGGAACACUGGAAUUUCAUUUGUAUUUUUAUGUUCUUUUUUUAAAGGGCAGUUUCCAUGAUCAGCAGUCCCAGAAAAAUUCCUUCAGUUACAUAAAUUUUGUUUGUGAGAUGUUGUUGCCCCAUUCAUAAAUCUUGUCUCGUUGCGGUUCUUCUGAAUGGUAUAAGCAACUUUCAGAGAUGUGGUCUUUGAAAGUUUGAGGAACCUAAACUUUGGAUAUUGUCAUGUUUUCACUGUUUUUUGUUUUUGUUUUUUUAACUAAAGCUAUAUAAAGCUUGUGGAUUAAACAAAAUAAAUUUCUAAAUUUAAACAGAUGUUGGCUAUUUUUAUAUGAACACUUACAUUUGCUAAUCAGCUUUCUUUUGUACAGGUUUAACAAAUACACAGAUUAAAAAAAAAAACAUUUGAUGCAGUAUGUUGGCUUUUGAAAAAUCAGGACCUUCAUUUUUAACUGUCCUAUAGAUAGCAGAAAUAGCCCUUUGUUAAUUCAGCGGUGCUCCUAAUGUGUCUAGAUUGUUUUACUCUUGUUUUGCAAGAACAUCAGUCUUACCUGGUCAGCACUCUGUUAGGAUGGUAAUGUCAAAAAAACAAGCGCACACAAAAAAAAAAAAGUUUGCCAGUGAAAACUGCUUGUCAUAGUAAGUAGAAUGUUUCAAAGUAUUGCAAAAAAAUCAUGACUCUUAAAUGUCAAGUUUGCAUAAAUUUAGUUAAUUUUGUUCAUGUAAUCACUGGUUUGAAUGAUCAUCUAAAGAAUUCUGGUUGCUCACUGUCUUGUAUAGUCAUAUUUGAAACUUGGUAGAUUGCUGCUGUAAAAUCUCUAAAAAUUCAAGCUCUGGUUCUGAUAGCAAGCCAAUCUUGGAGUCUAGGGCUCCUCUGGAAGGAGGACUGAAACAUACGAGCUUUUGAAAAUUUUGUUCUAUGUCUGAAGUAGAUGUGGUGUGCACAAUUAAGUGUAGAUAUUUGAUUAGUCUUCUUACUUGACAUUGUGUAGGGUUUUAAAAUAAAACUGGUAUUAUGUAGGUACCAGAUGCAACUUUUAAAGAUAACCCUUGCUUCUUUCUUCAUUUCCUUAUAUGCUGAAGCUUUUUUGUUUCUUAGCCUAGUAUACAUUGAAUGCUAAAGUGCUUGUAAACUUAGUACAUCAACGCUCCAGUGUUGAGUGUCAUCUGUUAUUAUAUGUCUAUAAUAAAUUCCAAGAACUUUCUGGACAAACACAUUUUG